GUCAUUCACAACCCCCUGAAAGCGCUAGGGGACCAGUUCUACAAAGAAGCAAUUGAGCACUGUCGCAGCUACAACUCUCGGCUCUGUGCCGAGCGAAGCGUCCGCCUUCCCUUCCUGGAUUCGCAGACUGGGGUAGCGCAGAACAACUGCUACAUCUGGAUGGAGAAGAGGCACAGGGGACCAGGCCUGGCCCCAGGUCAGCUGUACACAUACCCAGCACGUUGCUGGCGCAAAAAGAGGCGUUUGCAUCCCCCUGAGGAUUCCAGGCUGAAGCUGCUGGAAAUUAAACCUGAAGUUGAUCUGCCUCUGAAAAAAGAUGGGUUCACCUCAGAAAGUACAACUCUGGAAGCCUUGCUGCGUGGAGAGGGAAUAGAGAAAAAAACAGACACUAAAGAGGAAGACACUAUACAAGAAAUCCAGAGGGUUUUAGAAAAUGAUGAAAAUGCAGAUGAAGUGAAUGAGGAAGAAGAUUUGGAAGAAGAUAUUCCAAAACGAAAGAACAGGCCUAGAGGACGGCCAAAGACACCCACCUGGAAAAAAAUUUUCCAGAAAAAUGCUCGGGGAUCUGGAGGUGGCAGGAGACGGAAUGAUGCUGCCUCCCAGGAUGAUCAUGACAAACCCUAUGUUUGUGACAUCUGUGGCAAGCGUUACAAGAACAGGCCUGGGCUGAGCUACCACUAUGCUCACACUCACCUCGCCAGCGAAGAGGGUGAUGAAGCCCGUGAGCAGGAGACCCGCUCUUCCCCUGUCCACCGAAAUGAAAACCACAAACCCCAGAAAGGACCAGACGGGGUCAUCAUUCCCAAUAACUACUGUGACUUCUGCCUCGGAGGCUCCAAUAUGAACAAAAAAAGUGGCCGGCCUGAGGAACUUGUAUCGUGCUCAGACUGUGGGCGCUCUGGACACCCGACCUGCCUGCAGUUCACCACAAACAUGACUGAGGCUGUUAAAACCUAUCAGUGGCAAUGCAUUGAGUGCAAAUCCUGCAGCCUUUGUGGGACCUCAGAGAACGAUGACCAGCUGCUCUUCUGUGAUGACUGUGACCGUGGCUAUCACAUGUAUUGCUUGAAUCCACCAGUCUUUGAGCCCCCAGAAGGGAGCUGGAGUUGUCAUUUGUGCCAGGAGCUGCUCAGAGAGAGAGCAUCAGCUUUUGGCUACCAGGCCUGAGGAGCUCCAGCAGUCAAGAAACACCUUGCUCCUGGUGUUGCCGUACCAGCACACAAUUCCCUUCCAGAACAAAAGACACAACCCACAUCCAAAUGAAUGGACACUCAAAUAAAGGAAGAGGUAUCUGUGGUAUCCACUGUCACUAAUGCCAGACCUCCUGGGCUCUGCUAGGACUGUGUACUUCCCAAUGAUCCGGAUGAAAUCUCUUCACUGCUGUGCAUGGCUGCUGCUUGCCAUUAACAGGCUCACAUGCAUUAUGGAAGGGGGAGGGUUGUUAUACUGACAUGGAGAAGCCAAUUUUGUGUGGCCUUGUGCUUUCUGUUUACUCUUUUUUAAAUUGAAAAAGUAGUAAGAUAUUUCCCAAGCAAUUAUUGGUGAGUACUUCAGCUGGGAGCAGCACCAGGUGUUUCUCCUCACAGGCUUGACUGGAAAUCUUUUUACUGCAACCACUCUGUAGCUGCAUGGGUGC
Ficedula albicollis (Collared flycatcher) is the source of this 1636-nucleotide messenger RNA. RefSeq names its product double PHD fingers 3 (gene DPF3). The coding region runs from base 160 to 1167 and encodes 335 amino acids. Lineage: Eukaryota; Metazoa; Chordata; Aves; Passeriformes; Muscicapidae. The transcript has 12 exons. The record is from RefSeq and is a predicted model, not a curated record. Gene Ontology annotation, cellular component: nBAF complex; nucleus. Gene Ontology annotation, biological process: nervous system development.